AUGGCUUUCGCCACCCCCAGAGAAUGCAAUUCGUCUUGAGAAUUGGCUGUGUCUGUGCAACAAAACCGAACUCCACUCAGUCUUUUCUGCCAGCAUCUCCUCGGACGCCCCCUUUCCUAGCCACAUCACAUCGGGGCAGCACCGGGUUUAGUCUCAUCUGAAAGCAUCAUGUCACAUUUGAUAGAUGCUCGAGAUAUCCUGGCCAAGAACCUCUUCCUGGGCGUUGGACUGAGCCUGAUACAGAGACACACCCUGUGCGGCCCUUUUGUCGUUCUUUUCUUUCGUCCAUCUGUGCCCGGGCUUCUGCCGUACCCCUGCCGCUUCCUCUCAUUCGGCCUGCUAUUACUGCAAUACUACUUGCAGGUGUAUUCCUUGUGCUGGUAUGAAGAAGACAGGCCUGCGAGUCCAUCAAGCGAGUCGUACACAGGUCUACCUGAGGGAAGGACUGUGUAUGGGCCAUCACCCCAUGCUGUUUGCAUGAUGCUAUUUCAUAAAAGCUUUCGGAACGUGGCGAUACUUGUUGUACAGAUACUCCGCCAUUUCCCCUCCCCUUGUAAUCGACGGGCUCUUCCGAGAUACUAGCGAGGCGACAAUUACGGAUCAGUUUCAGCGCUGCUGCGGCAGAGAAUCGGCGAUAAAGCGGGUGCAGCGAGCGUCAUCUAGAUAUUGAUCAGGCAUCACCACCACCACUACGGAGUUUGGCAAGAUGUGAGAUCGCCAGAGUGUGCUACAC
Molecule: messenger RNA, 733 nt
Organism: Trichoderma harzianum CBS 226.95
Lineage: Eukaryota; Fungi; Ascomycota; Sordariomycetes; Hypocreales; Hypocreaceae
Exons: 2
Coding region: 169-582 (137 amino acids)
Source: RefSeq, a predicted model, not a curated record